Messenger RNA from Racocetra persica, 651 nucleotides. The record is from the annotation of a GenBank genome assembly. Lineage: Eukaryota; Fungi; Glomeromycota; Glomeromycetes; Diversisporales; Gigasporaceae.
AUGGGAGAUGAAAUGAAUUCCCAUUGGAAUGAUACAUCCCAAGAAGAUGAAAAACCUUGGGAUGAUAUCGAAGAUCGACCCACCUAUACGGUCGAUUCAGAAGAAUUUGAAGAAGGAAAUUCUUCAAAUAAUCACUACAACCAAACCGUAGAGGAAAAUCGAUCAAAUGAUUCUUCUCAAGAUACGCUUGUCGAAUCAAGCGUAAACUAUCAAAUAGAAUUAAUUUUGUUAAUUCUAGUUAUUAUCCUGGCUCCCUUUUCGUUUAUUUUUGUAUGGAUUCUUGGAGGUCUUCUGCUCCUUCGAACAAAAAUCCUAAUAUUGAAAUUACGGUUGGCUGACGAAGAUUAUACGAUGAUGAUAAACCCUUUUGAAAUUUUAUUCAGCCAGUCGACAAUUAACUCUUCUUUUCGGAAUGGUGGAGACAUCGAGAAAACCAUUAUCGAGCUUGUUAAUGGUAGUAUUCGAAUCGAAGAUUUUCCACAUAUUCAAGUCUGCAUUAUCGACGAUAUGAUCUUCUCUUCGAAUAAUCGUCGGCUUUACAUAUUCCAGGAAGCAAUUCGAAGAGGAUUAAAAGUUGAUAAAAUUCCAGUUCGAGUUCGACGAUCAACAGAUUUGAAUAUUAAAUGGAAAUUGGAAGGCUCAUAUAAAAUU